AUGUCUAUGAGUUCUCUAGCAGAAGGUGUAUGUGGAAUAUGUAAUAUUCGUUGUUAUCAGCGAGAUCUGAGACGUGUGCCAUUGAAUAAAAUGCCAUCGAUUGAAUUACCUAAGACACCUGAGGAUCUUUGCAGCGUGGUUCCUUGUAUACAACGAACACAGAACUUGCAUUCCAAUGAAAAGUACAAUAUAAAUAAUGAUGUUGAUUUGGCAAUGGUUGAAAGUGAAGCAGACGUAGAUUACGAUAGGAAAAAUGCAGCCACUGGCGCUGAACUACCCAUUCAGGAAACUGAGCGGGUCGAAAAAGAAGUUAUUCCAACCUGCCUACCAACACCUAAUUCCACACAUGACGAUUUUCAACGAAUCUUUCGCAACGAUGUCGUGCGCAUCGUCGAAACAUCUAAUAUUCAUCGGCAUUCGGCAAAUUGCUAUAAAUACUCAAAAGCUAACCCAGAUGGUUUGAAAACUUGUCGAAUGCGUGUGCCACGUGCUCUCGUCGAAAAUUCUCACAUCGAUGUGUCAACAGGUCAGAUAACUAUGCGUCGAUCAUAUCCAUGGAUCAAUAACUUCAAUGAAUGGCUUAUAAAUGCUUGCCGAUGCAAUAUGGACAUUAAAUUCAUCUGGACUGGUAGCGAUGCUAAAGCUCUAGUGUACUAUAUAACUGUUUACGUCACAAAAUCAAGUCUUGCUUUCUAUGAUAUGUUUGCCCUUGCGCAGCAAGAAAUCAAAUCCAUUGAGCAGCAACAUAUGGGACUGAAAAUGCUGUUGAAAAACCGCGCAAAUUCGUGUUACGCGGUGCUACGAUACGAUUACUUCACAUCAAGUAGUUUCUGGUGUUCAAGUGGCAUCGUAUCUAGUGAACUAUGGAGAUCAUUACACUACGCACACAUUUAG
Molecule: messenger RNA, 894 nt
Organism: Rotaria socialis
Lineage: Eukaryota; Metazoa; Rotifera; Eurotatoria; Philodinida; Philodinidae
Source: the annotation of a GenBank genome assembly